AUGGCAAGAGACAGGCUUUGUGAUGAGGACCGUUGUGACAAGGCCCACGAUGAGGUGCAAAGAACAAAGCAAAAUUACGAGAAAUAUUUGGCCGAAAUUGAGACCUAUAAGACGCCCUACAUGGAGAACAUGACUUUCGUGUUCGCCAAAUGCCAACAAAUGGAGCUGAAACGGCUGAAGUUUUUCCAGGAGAUGAUCCAGGGAACGGAGCAUGUGUUGCUGGAUUUGAUACGGAACAACAAGUUCAACCAAUUGCACGAUCAAAUCAACCUGCACCUACGGGCCACCGACGAUGUCGUGCUCAAUCAAGAUCUGAAGACCUGGAGCCAGGUGUAUGGAGUGGACGCGCAGAUGCACUGGCCAGGCUUUGAAGAGUACCGCCCCGAAAUGCGUGAAAUCUCGGCCCGAAAAAGCUCAACAAAGGACAACUCUGGAGGCGUGGUGCUGACACGACAGAUUAUCAAGGAUGAAGACCCACUCCCGCAGCGUACAACGGUGGAAAAAUUCCGGCAAAUGGACAAGAUCGAAACCGGAAGUCACAGAAGCCUGCCGGGGAGCAGCCAGAAUAGUGAUAGUGGAAAACAAGGGUCAAACUCCCUGGCAUCGUCUGGAGCCUCGACACUCCCUCCACAGUCCCAAACGCCCGACUCCGAGAAGUUCAGCGAGUUUGAUGAUUAUCAGAAGCAACUCGGUACGGUGCUCUACGACUACUCCCCCAUCGAAAAUGACGAGAUCGGGUUGAAGAAAGGCGAGACGAUCGAAGUCCUGUCGGAGCCCGAUUCACUCGGCUGGUGCACCGGCAGGAAAAACGGGCUCACCGGCCUGUUUCCGGCCAGCUACGUGCAAGUU
Messenger RNA from Mesorhabditis spiculigera, 849 nucleotides. Lineage: Eukaryota; Metazoa; Nematoda; Chromadorea; Rhabditida; Rhabditidae. The record is from the annotation of a GenBank genome assembly.